AUCCAAUAUUUUGUUAUUGCUCAUGGUGAUUUCAUGCUGGCCGUCCAUACCCAACGAUUACAUUAAUUUGUGUUCGAUACUCACUGUUAUUAACAUUUUUAUCCUGAUUAAUCCGUUAAAUUUUCUCGUUAAGUUUCAUCAUGGUUGCAUUUUCGGGAUCUGGUGAUUCCAAACAGGCAACUAAUGCCUACAAAGACAAGAGUAAACCGGCCGAAAUCCGAAAAAGCAAUAUCACAGCAGCCAAAGCUGUGGCUGAUGCUAUCCGUACGAGUUUGGGUCCUAAAGGAAUGGACAAAAUGAUUCAAUCAGCAAAUGGUGAAGUAGCUAUAACAAAUGAUGGUGCUACAAUUUUAAAACAAAUGAACGUAAUACAUCCAGCAGCAAAAAUGUUAGUUGAACUGUCAAAUGCCCAAGAUGUUGAAGCAGGAGAUGGUACAACAAGUGUUGUGGUGGUCGCUGGGGCACUAUUGGAAGCUUCUGAAAAACUUUUACAAAAAGGUAUUCAUCCUACAGGAAUUUCAGAUGGAUUCCAAAAAGCUGCAGCAAAAUCUAUCGAGAUUAUUAAAAAUAUGGCUACUCCUAUACAAUUAACUGAUCGUGAAAGUCUUGUUAAAAGUGCUUCAACUGCCUUAAAUUCUAAGGUGGUUUCUCAACAGUCUUCAUUAUUAGCUCCCUUAGCUGUAGAUGCUGUUCUGAAAGUUGUCGAUCCAGCCAAAGACACCAAUGUUGAUCUAAAGGAUAUAAAAGUGAUUAAAAAACUUGGAGGGACAGUUGAAGACACUAAAUUAGUUGAUGGUUUAGUAUUUACACAAAAAUCUUCCAAUGUCAAUGGACCUCGUAAAAUUGAGAAAGCUAAAAUAGGUCUCAUCCAAUUUUGUAUAUCUCCACCGAAAACAGAUAUGGAUUACAAUGUGGUUGUUUCUGAUUAUACUGCAAUGGAUCGUGUUCUUCGAGAAGAACGUGCUUAUAUCUUGAACAUAGUCAAGCAGAUUAAAAAAGCUGGCUGUAACGUUUUGUUGAUUCAAAAAUCGAUAUUACGAGAUGCAUUAUCAGAAUUGGCUAUACACUUCUUAGAUAAAAUAAAAUGCAUGGUUAUUAAUAAUAUCGAACGUGAAGAUAUUGAUUAUGUUUGCAAGACAUUAAACUGUAGACCCAUUGCAAGUCUUGAUCAUUUUGUUGCUGAAAAUCUUGUAUCUGCAGAUUUAGUUGAAGAUGUCAUGACUGGAAACAGUCAUUUUGUUCAAAUCACUGGUAUUAACAAUCCCGGUAGAACAGUUAGUAUCAUAGUACGAGGGUCUAAUAAAUUGGUUUUGGAAGAAGCUGAAAGAUCACUUCAUGAUGCUUUAUGUGUUAUUCGAUGCUUAGUGAAACAGAGAGCAUUGUUAGCUGGCGGAGGGGCACCUGAAAUUGAAAUCAGUUUAAAAUUGACUGAACUCGCAAGAUUAGUUACAGGUGUUGAUGCAUAUUGUUAUAGAGCUUUUGCUCAAGCUCUAGAAGUGAUACCUUUAACAUUAGCGGAAAAUGCUGGGCUUAACCCUAUAACUACAGUUACAGAGUUACGUAAUAGACAUUCUCAAGGAGAAGUAACUGCGGGUAUCAAUGUUCGAAAGGGUGCUAUAACAAAUAUUCUAGAAGAGAAUGUUGUUCAGCCAUUGUUGGUAUCUAUCAGUGCUAUAACUUUAGCUUCUGAAACCGUUCGUAGUAUUUUGAAAAUUGAUGAUAUUGUAAAUACUCGUGGAUAUUAAUUGCUUCUACAUAUUUCAACCUUAUUUGAUCCAGAGGAAAGACUGCACAUACUAUUACUAACGCCCUAAUAUUCCUAUUGGAUCAAAAAUGAAACUUCUAAGCAUGUUCUUAAAUUAUAAUUAUUAAGAAACUAAUGUGCUCUUUUGCAAAAAACCUUUUGUUAGAAUUUAUUUUUUUUUACUUAAUAACAAUACACAAAUAUUACUUCAAGUCUAAAAA
This is a messenger RNA of Sipha flava (yellow sugarcane aphid), 1965 nucleotides long. It is a transcript of the gene CCT4, whose product is annotated as T-complex protein 1 subunit delta. The transcript has 11 exons. Gene Ontology annotation, cellular component: chaperonin-containing T-complex. Lineage: Eukaryota; Metazoa; Arthropoda; Insecta; Hemiptera; Aphididae. Gene Ontology annotation, biological process: protein folding. The record is from RefSeq and is a predicted model, not a curated record. Gene Ontology annotation, molecular function: ATP binding; ATP-dependent protein folding chaperone; ATP hydrolysis activity. Bases 141 to 1745 code for a protein of 534 amino acids.